Messenger RNA from Exserohilum turcica Et28A, 1266 nucleotides. RefSeq lists its product as uncharacterized. The record is from RefSeq and is a predicted model, not a curated record. The transcript is spliced from 4 exons. NCBI's taxonomy places the organism in Eukaryota, Fungi, Ascomycota, Dothideomycetes, Pleosporales, Pleosporaceae. Bases 53 to 1150 code for a protein of 365 amino acids. Gene Ontology annotation, molecular function: cyanide hydratase activity. Gene Ontology annotation, biological process: cyanide catabolic process.
GCUACACAUUCACCAUCAACCCCUUUAACUCUGACUCCAAAAAUCUUCAAUCAUGCCUCUUACCAAGUACAAGGCCGCUGCCGUCACCUCUGAGCCAUGCUGGUUCGACCUCGAGGCUGGUGUUCAAAAGACCAUCAACUUCAUCAAAGAGGCCGGCGAGGCUGGAUGCAAGCUCAUUGCCUUCCCAGAAGUCUGGAUCCCUGGUUAUCCUUAUUGGAUGUGGAAGGUCAACUACCAGCAGUCUCUUCCCAUGCUGAAGAAGUAUCGCGAGAACUCUCUUCCAAUCGACUCUGAGGAGUUUCGGCGUAUCCGUCGCGCUGCUAGGGACAACCAGAUCUAUGUCUCUCUUGGUUUCUCCGAGAUUGAUCACGCCACUCUGUACCUUACCCAGACUUUGAUUGACCCAACUGGCGAGGUCAUCAACCACCGCCGAAAGAUCAAGCCUACUCAUGUCGAGAAGCUGGUAUACGGCGACGGUGCCGGUGACACGUUCAAGUCUGUUACUCAAACUGAACUCGGCCGUCUCGGUCAGCUGAACUGCUGGGAGAACAUGAAUCCCUUCCUCAAGUCGCUCAAUGUCUCUGAGGGUGAGCAGAUUCACAUUGCCGCAUGGCCGGUGUAUCCCGGCAAAGAGACUCUGAAGUACCCAGACCCUGCCACUAAUGUUGCGGAUCCCGCCUCGGACCUGGUUACGCCGGCUUAUGCGAUCGAGACUGGCACUUGGACUCUUGCUCCGUUCCAGAGACUAAGUGUGGAGGGCUUGAAGAAGAACACCCCUGAAGGUGUCGAGCCCGAAACAGACCCUACAACCUACAACGGCCAUGCACGCAUCUACAAGCCUGACGGUACGCUUGUGAGUAAGCCUGACAAAGACUUUGACGGACUCCUUUUUGUCGACAUUGAUUUGAAUGAGUGUCACUUGACCAAGGCGCUAGCCGACUUUUCAGGCCACUACAUGCGCCCCGAUCUCAUCCGUCUGCUUGUUGACACUCGCCGCAAAGAGCUCAUUACGGAAGCCGACCCUCACGGCGGUAUCCAAGCCUACUCUACCCGUGAGCGUCUCGGAUUGGACGCCCCACUUGAUGGACAUGUGCAAAAGCAGAAGAGGGGUGUUGCUGCUGAUGAAUCCACGAGCGCCACUGCGAUCUAGAUUCUAGUUGCACAUUAGGUUUAUGCAGUUUGAUCCUGCUCUUGUAUUAUAGAUCCCUAGAAUUUGGCAUGUCGAAUUAAGCACCCUGCUCUUGCGAAUCAUCUGAUUCUGUUCGG